UUGGCUCUUUCUCGCUUCUCUUUAUCUCUGUCUACAUUUCAAUUUCUCAAUUCAAUCUCCGUAAUCUCACCUUUUGGCAAUUUACUGUCGGAUCAAAAUUAUAUUUAGCUGAAAUAUUUCUCGAUUACAUUUUCUUGAAAAGUUGGUUUAGUGAAUUUUGUUUCCCUAUUAUUAGGUUUUUCUAGAUUGGCUGGAAAACAAAGAUAGGCUGCGAAAUCAGAAAUGGAUUCAGAGGCAAAGGAUUCGUCUCAAUGUGUUAGAGUUGCCGUCAACAUUCGGCCUCUCAUCACCUCCGAGCUUCUGAACGGAUGUACAGAUUGCAUCACCGUGUUUCCUGGUGAACCUCAGAUUCAGAUAGGAUCGCACACUUUUACUUACGAUUAUGUGUAUGGUAGCACAGCUGCACCUUCUGUUAAAAUAUAUGAUGAUUGUGUGGCACCUCUGGUUGAUGCACUAUUCCAUGGCUACAACGCCACAGUUCUUGCUUAUGGCCAGACUGGUUCCGGAAAGACUUAUACAAUGGGGACUAAUUAUAGCGGUGAAGGAAGUAGCUUCGGAAUUAUACCUAAAGUAACGGACAAUAUUUUUAAAAGAGUUGAGGCAGAAAAAGAAUCUACAGAAUUCCUGAUCAGAGUAACAUUUAUUGAGAUUUUCAAGGAGGAGGUAUUUGACUUGCUUGAUUCAAAUUUGCCCAAUUUGAACAAAGGCGAUGGGUCAUCUGUGGCGAAGCCUGUUGUCCCAGCAAGGGCUCCUGUCCAAAUCAGAGAAACAGUGAACGGAGGCAUAACACUUGCUGGCGUAACUGAGGCAGAAGUUAGGACAAAAGAAGAGAUGGCAUCAUAUAUAUCUCGCGGUUCUCUGUCCCGUGCAACUGGAAGUACCAACAUGAAUAGUCAAUCAAGUCGUUCGCAUGCUAUCUUUACUGUUACCAUGGAACAAAAGAAAAUUAAUCAUGGCACAACUGAUGAUAUCGGUGAUGAUAUAUUAUGUGCUAAACUCCAUUUAGUGGACCUUGCUGGUUCAGAACGUGCUAAACGAACAGGUGCUGAUGGCUUGCGUUUAAAAGAAGGCAUCCAUAUCAAUAAGGGAUUAUUAGCUCUUGGUAAUGUGAUAAGUGCAUUGGGUGAUGACAAGAAGCGUAAAGAAGGAGGUCAUGUUCCAUAUCGUGAUAGCAAGUUGACACGGUUGUUACAGGAUUCUCUUGGAGGAAACAGCAAAACAGUGAUGAUUGCUUGUGUUAGUCCUGCGGACACAAAUGCUGAGGAGACUUUAAACACUUUGAAGUAUGCAAAUCGAGCACGUAACAUUCAGAACAAAGCAGUUAUCAACCGCGAUCCAAUGACAGCUCAAAUGCAAAGGAUGCGAAGCCAAAUUGAGCAGUUGCAGGCUGAGCUUCUAUUUUGUCGUGGCGAUUCUAGUUCACCUUAUGAUGAUCUUCAGAUUCUGAAACACAAAGUAUCUUUACUUGAAGCAAGCAACAGUGAGUUACAACGGGAGCUUCAAGAACGCAGAGUAACCUGUGAGCAUUUAACACAAUGUGCUCUGGAUGCUCAGGUUGAAAAGGACAAGUUGAUAAUGCAAAUUGAAUCAGCUCGGAAUGGGAAAUCAUGGGAUGAGAUUGAAUGUAGUUCAACUAAGGACUUUGAUUUGUUAAAAACUUAUGUGUCAAAAAUUCAAGAGUUGGAAGGGGAAUUGUUGCGUGUGAAGAGCUCGUGCAACUCCAAACGUAGUCGAAAUGCUGAUAACGUUGAAUUUGAUGAUGAUGGAUUCCACUCAAAGAAUGUACUAUUCCCAUGUAUAAAUGAGUUUUCUUCUGAUUGUGAUACCAAAGCUUUGGACAUUUCUGAUGAGAUUGAAGAUGAAGAAAAGGAGCUAGAACAUUCUUCUCUUCAAGAAAAACUGGACAAAGAGCUCAAGGAGUUGGAUAGGAAACUUGAACAAAAGGAGGCUGAAAUGAAGCGGUUUUCUAGUGGCGAUACUUCAGUUCUUAAACAACAUUAUGAGAAGAAAGUCCUAGAGCUUGAACAUGAAAAGAAAAUUUUGCAGAAAGAAAUUGAGGAACUGAGACUCAAUCUUGCAAAUAUAUCAUCUAAUUCUGACGAUGGUGCUAAAAAAUUGAAGGACGAGUACCUUCAGAAGUUGAAUGCCCUUGAGGCACAGGUUGCAGAGUUGAAGAAAAAACAGGAUGCCCAAGCUCAACUCUUGAGACAGAAACAAAAAAGUGACGAGGCAGCAAAACGGCUACAGGAUGAGAUUCAAAGAAUUAAGUCUCACAAGGUUCAAUUGCAACAAAAGAUUAAGCAAGAGUCCGAACAGUUCAGAUUAUGGAAGGCAUCACGAGAAAAGGAAGUCCUUCAGCUUAAGAAAGAAGGAAGGAGGAAUGAGUAUGAGAUGCAUAAACUAUUAGCUUUAAACCAAAGACAGAAAAUGGUUUUGCAAAGAAAAACAGAAGAGGCUUCAAUGGCUACUAAAAGACUCAAAGAGCUUUUGGAAUCUCGAAAAGCUUCCUCACGUGACAAUUACAGUGCUGGAAAUGGGAAUGGUCCUGGAAUUCAGGCUCUAAUGCAAACAGUUGAGCAUGAGCUUGAAGUCACAGUACGGGUACAUGAAGUACGUUCUGAAUAUGAGCGCCAAAUUGAAGAGAGGGCAAGGAUGGCGAAUGAGAUAGCAAAGUUGAAGGAAGAGGCACAAAUGCUAAAGCAAACUAAUUUCAGUGAUAGCCCAGAAACAAUGUCUCCUGGUGCAAGAAAUUCAAGAAUUUUUGCACUUGAAAACAUGCUUUCAUCUUCGUCGAGUACCUUAGUUUCAAUGGCGUCACAAUUGUCAGAAGCAGAAGAACGUGAACGAAUUUUUAAUGGUAGAGGACGUUGGAACCAAGUUCGAUCUAUGGCUGAUGCAAAAAAUAUUAUGAAUUAUCUAUUCAAUUUAGCUUCUUCUUCCAGGUGCUUGUUAAGAGAUAAAGAAGUUGAUUGUAGAGAAAAAGAGGCUGAAAUAAGAGAUUUAAAAGAAAAGGUAGUGAAACUCAGUAGUGUUGCUAGACAACUCGAAACACAUAAGGCUGAACUGAUUCAUCAGUUGAGGUUGCAGAAUUCAACUUUAAAAAAGUUAUCUAUGAAAGAAGAAAACUUGGAUAAUUUUGAUCGAGGACAUAAAUACGAUUUGCGGAAGCCGGGAUACCGAAACUCAUUAAUGCAUUUGGAAGAUAUGGACACAUCUGAUUCUGAACAUUCAGAUGUAAAUGAAGAUGAAGAAUGGGUAGAGUCAGGAAAACAACCCGUUAAGAGAAGAAUUUCUAAAAAUGGAAGUCGCUCAAGUUUCGGGCUUAAUCAGUUUGGAGUUAACGACUCGGAAAAAAUGAGAUUAGAGUAUUCAGGGGAAGAAACUGUUGUUGAGAAGAAAAACAAUGACUCUGGAUUAUGUUGCUCAUGUAGUAAGAGCUCAUCAUGCAAGACAAAUAAAUGUCAAUGCCGAGCAUCUGGAGGCAUUUGUAAUUCAUCUUGCGGAUGUACAACCGUUAAGUGCUCUAACAGAGAAGCUGUUACUGACAAGGAGCAUGACUUCCAACAAUCUGAUUUGGCCAAUAGCGAAGUGGGUGGUGCAGGGACUGAUGAUACACAGAAGAAUCACCUUGCCUCACAGGGUGCCAUGCUACUGCAGAGCGCACUUAUUGAGGCACCUACUGAGACUAAUAAUAAUGGCGGGCCGAGGAGGAAACCUUUAUCAGACAUUGGAAACACAUUGGUUAAAUCCAAUGCACUAAAGCCAAAUCAGAGGAAGAAAUGGCGGAAAUCCGUUAUUCAGCUUGUUCCUGUUGCCCCAGAUUCCAUGCAGCCAGAAAACAACAGCAACACCACCGAAGUUCCCAAAAAGGUAGAUAAUAGCGCAAGUGAGGCAGAGAUUCCUUUGAAGUUACCAAGGGCAAUGCGUUCAGCUGCAUCAAAUAGUAGCAACCUGUUAAGGGAUAGAAAUGCUGAUCAAUCAGAUGAAUCAGUUAACAAGGAAACUGCCAUUCUCGCUUCAAGAAGUCCUGCUCGGCCCAAAACAACUUCAGAAGAGAAAGAGAACUUCAGCCGUUGACUUCAGUCAAACCAAACCACCUUGUCAUCGUUUAUCUGGAUUCGUGGGAUCUUACAGGAGUUGGAGCCUUGGUAGUAGUGCAUUUUAUUGUGUAAAAUACGAAAUUGAUUGAUGUUCAAGCAGUUUAAGAACAGACCAGGAUCGCUACCUUUAGCUUCAAUAGAUAGAGAGAAUGGUUUGAUUGAGUUCGAAUGUGAAAGUGCCCUAAAUUAAAUGAAUUUCCCGGAGGAAGUGUUUUGCUCCUAGUUUGAAAAACA
Molecule: messenger RNA, 4334 nt
Organism: Mangifera indica (mango)
Lineage: Eukaryota; Viridiplantae; Streptophyta; Magnoliopsida; Sapindales; Anacardiaceae
Product: kinesin-like protein KIN-4C
Exons: 27
Coding region: 223-4077 (1284 amino acids)
Biological process (GO): microtubule-based movement; mitotic spindle organization
Molecular function (GO): ATP binding; microtubule binding; microtubule motor activity
Source: RefSeq, a predicted model, not a curated record